CAGUUCCCGAAACCAGUCAGGGUCCUGUGGACAGCUCACUCAGCUGCAAUGGCUGCAGGCUCUCAGGCCACCUGGCUCCUCAUCUUCGCCCUGCUCUGCCUGCCCUGGCCUAAGGAGGUCCGUGGUUUCCCGGCCAUGCCUUUGUCCAGCCUUUUUGGCAACGCAGUGCUCCGAGCCCAGCACCUGCAUCAGUUGGCUGCUGACACCUACAAAGAAUUUGAGCGCACCUACAUCCCCGAGGGACAGCGUUACUCCAUCCACAACACCCAGACUGCCUUCUGCUUCUCGGAGACCAUCCCUGCUCCAACGGACAAGGAAGAAGCCCAGCAGAGAUCCGACGUGGAGCUCCUGCACUUCUCACUGCUGCUCAUCCAGUCAUGGCUGGGGCCUGUGCAGUUCCUCAGCAGGGUCUUCACCAACAGCCUGGUGUUCGGCACCUCGGACCGUGUCUAUGAAAAACUGAAGGACCUGGAGGAGGGCAUCCAGGCGCUGAUGCGGGAACUAGAAGAUGGCACCCCCCGUGCCGGGCAGAUCCUCAAGCAAACCUAUGACAAAUUUGACACCAACUUACGCAGCAACGACGCACUGCUCAAGAACUACGGGCUGCUCUCCUGCUUCAGGAAGGACCUGCACAGGACUGAGACCUACCUGCGGGUCAUGAAGUGUCGCCGCUUUGUGGAGAGCAGCUGUGCCUUCUAGUUGCACAGUGUUUCUGUCACCCGCCUGCUUCUCUCCGUACCCUGGAAAGUGCCACUCCAGUGCCCACUGUCCUUGUCCCAAUAAAACUGAGCUGCAUCAUA
Cavia porcellus (domestic guinea pig) is the source of this 800-nucleotide messenger RNA. RefSeq names its product growth hormone 1 (gene Gh1). NCBI's taxonomy places the organism in Eukaryota, Metazoa, Chordata, Mammalia, Rodentia, Caviidae. Gene Ontology annotation, molecular function: hormone activity; growth factor activity; growth hormone receptor binding. Bases 49 to 699 code for a protein of 216 amino acids. Gene Ontology annotation, biological process: animal organ development; response to nutrient levels; positive regulation of growth. Gene Ontology annotation, cellular component: extracellular region. The record is from RefSeq and is marked provisional. The transcript has 5 exons.